Messenger RNA from Danio rerio (zebrafish), 1914 nucleotides. RefSeq names its product cyclin G2 (gene ccng2). NCBI's taxonomy places the organism in Eukaryota, Metazoa, Chordata, Actinopteri, Cypriniformes, Danionidae. The record is from RefSeq and is marked provisional.
AACACAAUAUGUCCUUUUAACAUUUCUGGUGUUUUGAAGACUUGAAACACAAACAAACAGUAAAAAUGGAGGCCUUCAAACUGAUGAAGGAGCUAAAGAGCAAUUUGGAUCUGGAGGUUCAAUAUCUACCGAAAGAAACGGGUCUCCGGUUGAUCGAGUCCACCCAAGAGAACAGUAACGGAGUUUCAGCAAAAUGCAGAGAUGCUCGAGUUGAGGAUCUCUGGAGCUUGACCAAUUUCUUCGGUUACAGCACUCAGACCUUUGUACUAGCCGUCAACCUGCUGGACAGGUUUCUAGCUAUGAUGAAGGUUCAGCCCAAAUAUCUGGCCUGCAUCAGCAUUGGCUGCCUCCAUAUCGCCGUGCGAGUGACUGAAGGCGAGUGCAAUGUUUCGUCCAGCCAUGAGCUCAUUCGCAUCAGCCAGUGCAAGUUCACCGUCUCAGACCUCAGCCGAAUGGAGAAGAUCAUUUCAGAAAAACUCAACUUCCAGUUCAAAGCCGUCACAGCCUUAACCUUCCUGCAUUUGUACCACGCCAUUGCACUUUCACACACGUCCAACAGAAAAGACGUCCUGAAUCUUGACAAACUGGAAGCCCAGCUGAAAGCCUGCCUAUGCAGAAUUGUUUUCUCCAAAGCAAAACCAUCGGUGCUCGCCUUGUCGCUGUUGAUGCUUGAGAUCGAGGCCUUACAGUCUGCGGACCUGCUAGAAAUCGCACACCGCAUACAGACACACUUGAAGAUCUCAAAGGCUGACCUGGGACGCUGGCGAGGCCUGGUAGGGCAGUGUAUUAGAGAUUACUCCUCUCCAGAAUGUGCCAAACCGGACCACAAGAAACUGGUGUGGAUCGUCUCUCGAAGAACAGCACAGAAUCUGCACAGCAGCUACUGCAGCAUACCUGAGCUGCCCACCAUUCCUGAGGGCGUGUGGGACGAGAGCGAGAGUGAGGAUUCAAGUGAAGACUUGAGCUCUGGUGAAGAGAGUCUGAGCAGCUCAUUGGGCAGCGAUGCCGAGGGUCCCUACUUCCCCUCCAACUUCCUAUCCCGUGCCCGCAGACUCUAAUAAUGCUCCAAACCAAAACAGAGAGGAGCACAAACACCAGUGGAGAAGUGGCUGCCAAUGAUCUGAAUGGCCUCCUUGUCAUCUUUUGCGAUGAUGUCACAGACCUCCCUAGCUGGAAACCUAACGUUGUACAGCGAGGUGCCAUUGUGCCUGAAACCAACCAGUCCAAAAUAUCACAAUUGUAUCUUUAAAACUCUUCUUUGGCUUCCCAGAAAGCCGCUCCUUAUACUGUAAACAUCUCUUCUUGAUUUCUCGUGUUAAGCUAAAGUGAAAUAAUUCAGCACAGGCAGCUAAAAAGUUGAUCAAAAUCAACACAAAAAAAAAAAAAAAUGUAGCCGUAGAGUAUAUAAUAGAUGGUGCAUGUUUGGAUUUGUCAACAUUCCAGGCGGCUCAAUAUGACAUAUCCAAGGUACACUAGACUGUUAUAGAACAACUUAGGACUUGUACUUUGGUGCUUUGCACAGUUUUGUAAAAUGAUUGUAAGCGCGUGACUGUGGGAAAGCUGAACUGCCGCCUCUCUGAGCUCCUAGUCAGAGAUUUACUGUGGUGUGCAUGGUGUUCAAAAAAUAAGGCGGAUUGUUUAAUUCUCGUGUGUAUGUUUGAGUGUGAUGUUGUUAACCUACUUGCCAAUUUAGUAUGUUUCACUUUAGCCGAUGUAUGAAGACAAUUACUGUAUGUUGAAAAUGUGGAACACACAAAAAAAGCCUAAAAAACCUUACAAAAUGUAAAAAAUGUUGAUAUAAAAAAAAUGUACAUUUGUAUAAUGUAAAAAAAAAAACCGCAUAUACGUUCUGUAUAGCAUCUUGUAGAUAUUAACUUAUUUAUUGUUAUUUUUGUCAUGGUAAUAUAAAAAAAA